AUGGCAGAAUCGCUGGGCAUGUCGCUGGCCAAGGGGAUGGUGGGGGAAGGAGAGGAGGAGGAGGGAUGGGUGACAGUUGACCGACGUCCGCUCGACGAUUGGGCCGAGAAAAGGAAUGCGGGGAAAUCACAUGCGCCCCCAUCCAUCAUCAUCCUCCCCCCGACCAUGUCGCGCACGGCACUUGCUCUUGACCGUGAUUCUACCCUCCUCACGCCUGAUUACGACGCCCAAGAUGGAGGGAAGGGCAAGCUCGGCGGCGCGGACGGCGCUGACGACGCACAGGCGAUCCAUCAUCGUGCUGCUGCUAACCCUCGCCGUCCUGCGCUCGCGCAUGCUCGAGAUGCCGAAGAACACGCUCGACAAGCUCCGCGCGGUUGCCAGCAGGAAGAGUCUCUCGGUGGAGGAGCUGUCCGAGGCUCUCCAACAACUCUAUGUGACAGAGCCGAACGGGGACAAGACGCUUCUCGUCCCGAGCAGAGAUCGGGUGUCGAAGGUCACCAUCCACGAGACCCCAGACUCCAAGUUUGCCUUCGAUGUCAAGCACUUCCCCCUCCUCCCCACAUCCACCAAGCAGAAGCCCAACAUCAAUGGCGCUUUCCUCCGCCAGCUUCGCGCCAUCGUCUUCCGCAUUGCCAUGCCCUCCCUGCGCUCGAAAGAAGCACUCAUCAUCUUCAUGCACUCCUUCUUCCUCCUCAUGCGCACCUACCUCAGCGUCCUCGUCGCCAAGCUCGACGGCGCCAUCGUGAGAGACCUGAUACGUGGAGAUGGGAAGGGUUUCCUGAAGGGUCUGGGCCUGUGGUUCCUCCUCGCUGUGCCUAGCACGUAUACGAACACCAUGCUGCGCCACCUGCAGUCGAAGCUUUCGAUGCGCCUGCGCACCAACCUCACUCGAUACCUCCACGACCUAUAUCUCUCCUCGUAUCCCAAUCUUCGGUACUACCGCUCAGGUAUCGAGGGUGUCGACCAGUAUAUUACCUCCGACGCAGAGGCCUGGGCAGACUCGCUCGCUGGACUAUACGGCAAUAUCCUCAAGCCCUCCCUCGACCUUGUCCUCUUCACCGGCCAACUAUCCAAGUCGCUCGGUCUUCGAGGGACCUUGCUACUCUUUGGCAACUACUAUGCCACCGUGUCUAUCCUGCGCGCGGUCACUCCAGCCUUCGGGCGUCUAGCGGCAAUCGAGUCGAGAUUGGAGGGCGAAUACCGAGCGGGCAUGGGGCGAGUGGGAAGAGAGGCGGAGGAGAUCGCCUUCUACAACGGCGGCGCGCGCGAGAAGACGAUCCUGAUGAACGCAUAUAUGCGGCUCAUCAAGCAUGUCAACUCGAUUUUCAAGAUCCGCAUCGCCUACGAAUUCACGGAGGACUUCGUCAUCAAGUACCUCUGGUCCGCGGCGGGCUACGUACUCAUUGCCGUCCCAUUGCUCUUCACGCGCACGAAGCGGAGCUUGGGGAUCCAGACGGGAGACAAGGAUAUCCCUAGGAGACCAGAUCAUGGUGUGGCGGAUAGGACGGAGACGUACAUUUCCAACCGCCGCCUACUCCUCUCCCUCGCCGACGCCGGCGGUCGCUUGAUGUACGCAUACAAGGACCUCCUCGAGCUUGCCGGCCUCACCACGCGGCUGUACACCCUCAUCUCGACCCUCCUCAACCUCCCACCGCUCCCCGCCGUGUCAUCGGACGCCGACGACGCCAUCGAGCUCAGCCACGUCGACGUCGGCAUCCCCCUCACCAUCGCCAAGGACCCCAUCUCCAUGAGCGCCGAGGACGUUGAAAUGACCGGCACCACGCCCGACGCCUCGCCCCCGCUCGUCAAGGACCUCUCCUUCCUCCUCAGGCAGGGCGACCACCUCAUGAUCACCGGCGCGAACGGCGUCGGGAAGACCGCCGUCGCGCGCGUCCUCGCCGGCCUCUGGGCCCCGCAGGGCGCCGCUGCCGCCGCCGUCCGGCGCCCUGCCCCCUCUCCCUCCGGCCGCCCGCCCGUGUUCGUCGUCCCGCAGCGCGCGUAUAUGGUCACGGGCUCCCUCCUAGACCAGGUCAUCUACCCGCACUCGUAUCCCGAGUUCGUCAAAUCCGGCAAGACGGAGCAGGACCUGAUGGCGAUCCUGGAGAUGGUGUUCCUCGCGUACCUGCCGGAGCGGGAGGGCGGGUGGGGGACGCGGAAGGAGUGGAGGGAUAUACUGAGUGGGGGAGAGAAGCAGCGGAUGGGGCUCGCAAGGGCGUUUUAUCAUAGGCCGAAGUUUGCGAUUUUAGACGAGUGCACGAGCGCGGUGUCGAGCGAUGUGGAGGGUAGGAUGUACGAGCAUGCGAAGAGCUUGGGGAUCACUCUCAUCACCAUCUCUCUCCGGCCCUCCCUGAUGAAGUACCACACUAAGUUGCUUACGCUGGCCGGCGACGGCACCGGGCGGUGGACGCUCGCGCAGAUCGGCACCGCGGAGGAGCGCGUGGGCAUCGAGCGGGAGAUCGCGGCGCUCGAGGAGCGGCUGGAGCAGACGGAGAAGUGGGAGGCGCGGCUGGGCGAGUUGGAUCGGCUGUUGGCGGCGCAGGAGGGGGUGUGAGGGGGGCGUGGGAGGUGGCGCGGGCGGUGGGUUGAGGGUGGCGUGGGCGGUAGUUUGAAGGCGGUGCAGGAAGGGGUUGGAAUGCGGUGGGGGUUUGUAGGAGAGUGGUGCUUGCCAAUGAGUGGAAAGGCGUCGAGUGUAUCACUAUCUGUAUCACAUCGGAGGGAUCUACGUUCUGCUCAUCCCGCUGUCCGGCAAGCACGACCAAGCAAAAGCUGGCCA
Schizophyllum commune H4-8 is the source of this 2773-nucleotide messenger RNA. RefSeq lists its product as uncharacterized. The transcript is spliced from 9 exons. The coding region runs from base 233 to 2551 and encodes 772 amino acids. NCBI's taxonomy places the organism in Eukaryota, Fungi, Basidiomycota, Agaricomycetes, Agaricales, Schizophyllaceae. The record is from RefSeq and is a predicted model, not a curated record. Gene Ontology annotation, biological process: peroxisome organization; fatty acid beta-oxidation; long-chain fatty acid import into peroxisome. Gene Ontology annotation, cellular component: peroxisomal membrane. Gene Ontology annotation, molecular function: ATP hydrolysis activity; ABC-type transporter activity; long-chain fatty acid transmembrane transporter activity.